CUCUGCAGAGGCAUAUGGGACCUCUUGUCACCUGAGCACUUCUGCCUAAUACUGAUCCAUAUAUAAAGGAGCAGCAUAUGACGGGCUCCAACUCACAGAGGACAGCAGGUGAACAGCAGCUAGAGUCCCCGCCCAGUGACCAGACAGACCAUGCCUCACAAAGCUGCACUUCUGGCUUUGCUCCUGGCCACCUUCUCAGCUUCUCAGGCUGAACAGGCGAGGAAUGGGUUCUGGGAUUACCUCAGCCAGCUCACUCACGACAAGGACAGCAUGGCACAUACCCAGAGCAUGAAGCUGGACCAAGAGAUCAAAAAAGUGAAAGAAAGUAUCCAAGAAGGAGUCAACCACAUGGGAAAUCUCCUUGAGAAACUGGCCCCACUUAACAGAGGACUUCAGCCACGGUUCUACCAAGACUCCGACAGCCUGCGAAGGCUCAUCAGGAAGGAGCUGGAAGGCCUGAGGGUGAAACUGUCUCCUUAUGUGGAUGAGGUGCACCAGAAAAUCAGCAAGAACCUGGAAGCACUUCGCUUCCAGCUGACCCCAUUCACUGAAGAGCUCCUGGACCAGGUCUUGCUGAAAUCUAGGGAGCUCCAGCAGCACCUCACCCCAACUCGAGACAUGAAGGCCCAGUUCCUGGAAGGCGUAUAUGAAGUUCAGAGGUUUGUGGCUCAGUAUGCCAAUAAAAUAGCCUUUCAUAUUGACCAAGUGAAGGAGGUCUUCCAUCCGUAUGCUGCCAGACUGGUGACUGAGAUCCACCGCAACAUGGAAGAGCUCCAUAGAAACGUCACCCCACACACCAAAGUCAGCCCAGAGAAAUUCAAUCAGUACAUCCAGGAGCUCUCUGAGAAGCUGACCCAGAAUGCCAGGGAUCUCCACCAGAAGAUCCAGAGGAAUCUGAACCACCUUAAGGAGCAGCUGCGCCUUUACCCCAGUGGCCUCAGGGAGCACAUUGCUGGCACUACUGUAGACCCUAACUGGGCUGUGGACCCCUACAUGGAGGGCCUGGCUCAAGAAGUGCAGCAGAGAAUCGAGGAGUUCAGAAGGGACACGUUCCUCCAGAUAGAUGACUUCACCAGGACCAUUGACCGGGAGACAGAAGAAAUGAAGUUCAAACUGUCUCCACUGUCCUCAUACUCAGAGGAGUUUCAGGACAGCUCUGCACCUCUGGAGGAUUUACAUGUCCGGCUUGACUCUCUGUGGAAGGAUAUUUCCCAGAGUUUAAAUGAGAAAAGCAGCGAUUUACAAUGAAAUCCUGUACCUGUGUAUAGAGAGGGGUGUGCGUGAGUGUGUGUGUGUGCUCGUGUGCAUGCUUAAACCAUGCCAGUGGGAAAGAAAAACUGUCAAGAAGUCAUGUCGUACUCUACUGCACUGUUGGCUAAGGACACCUGUGGCCAUGACUUGGACAACUAUAACAAUAACAUGCCAUCAACAUGGCUCCUCGUGCCACAUAAGUACAGCUCUGUCCAGUUGCAGUGCUAGUCCAGAGUUCUCAAAUCAGAUGGGAGUUCAGCCAGCCCCUCCAUCAUUGCCCAGCAGUCCCCUGCGGCUGAAAAAACACUGCAACCUGCUCUCUCUUAGAAAGAUAAAGCCACAAAGUCACCUUCUGUCAGAAGGAUACAAUUCUGUGACUCCUUAUCAAAUCAUUUGGCAGGUUUCAGAGUAUCAGCCGUGUUAGUUUGUAUCCGCAAAAAGAAAAGGAGUACUAGUGGCAUCUUAGAGACUAACCAAUUUAUUUGAGCAUAAGCUUUUGUGAGCAUGAAAGCUUAUGCUCAAAUAAAUUGGUUAGUUUCUAAGGUGCCACAAGUCCUCCUUUUCCUUUUAUCGAAUCAUGCAAUUUUACUAAAAUAAUUCCACAAACCAUCUUUGCUGCGGUCUUUUGAAAGCCAAAUGGUCAGAGUGCUUAUCUCAGCAGCAGGAAAGAGGGAAUAAGUACCACACCUGUAAUUACCUAAAGCAGUGAUUCUCAAAAUUCAUUGCACCAUGACCCCCCUUCUGACAACAAAAAUUACUAUACAACCCCAGGAGGGGGGACUGAAGCCUAAGCCCACCCCAGCCCUGCCGCCCCUCGGGCUAGGGGAGGGAGGCAAAGCUGAAGCCCAAGGACUUAUGACCUGGGCAGGAGGCAUGUAACCGUAGCCCCUCGGGCUUUGGCCCUGGGUGGUGGGGCUCGGGCUUGGGCUUCAGCACCGGGUGGUGGGGCUAGGGCUUUGGCUUUGGCUCGGCCCUAGGCCUCAGCAAGUCUAAAAACAGCUUUGGCCCCAACCCACAAUUUGAGAACCUCUGACCUAUAGCAUACACUAUAUAUGUAUAUAUGUAUAUAAAUAUACAUUUAGAUAUAUGGCCCAGUUUUAUAAACCUUACUCACAUUGACUUCAGUGAGACUACUCAGGUGAGUAAGUACUAGUCAGUGGGAGUAAAAGGUCCAGAAUCUGGUCCAUACUGUAUAUCUUUGGAUUAAUACAGAGUUGAAAUGUUGAAUUAUUUUUAAACUCUUGAAGCUGGACUUCUAGACUUUAACAAUCUCCAGUGUGUUACUAGAGUGAAUAGUACAAGCUGCUAGUGUACUGCACCCUAUGUAGGUUACUCCGCAGUGUUAACCCUUUCCUUGCACAUUCUGUGUAUAUAUAAAAUAUCCCCCUCUAUAGUCACAGCAUUUUUUAUGGAACAGUUGAUGGGAAACAUUCAGGUGUUUGGAUGUUGUAAGUCACGGCCACAACAGUACUGAGAGGCCAUUUGCUAUAUCAGUUUUAUAGUUUCUUCCCCUGCAAUUUAAAUGACUGUCAAAUCUGCUUCAAUAAAGUUACGUUAGAUUUCUUUGGA
Caretta caretta (loggerhead turtle) is the source of this 2820-nucleotide messenger RNA. It is a transcript of the gene APOA5, whose product is annotated as apolipoprotein A5. NCBI's taxonomy places the organism in Eukaryota, Metazoa, Chordata, Testudines, Cheloniidae. Gene Ontology annotation, biological process: acylglycerol homeostasis; phospholipid efflux; cholesterol metabolic process. Gene Ontology annotation, molecular function: phosphatidylcholine-sterol O-acyltransferase activator activity; cholesterol transfer activity; phospholipid binding. The record is from RefSeq and is a predicted model, not a curated record. Gene Ontology annotation, cellular component: high-density lipoprotein particle; chylomicron; extracellular region.